CCAACCAAAAUCUUUCCUCCUAAACGACACCGCAUCAAAUCUCCUCUCCCGCUCUCUGCUUUAUUUGCUCUCUUUUUUUCCGCUAUUUUACCCACCACCAAAUUCAUAUCUGCCAUCAUCUGAACUCGGUCAUGGGACAAGUCUUAGACAAAUUUCACGGGAAGGAGUGGAAAAAGAAACAGAUUAGGAAAAUAAGUGACAAGGUCUAUGAGCGUAUCACAGUUCAAUCAGGAAGCGCUACUUUAACUUUUGAAAACCUAUAUAUUGCUGUCCUACUUGUAUACAAUGAUAUUAAUAAGCUUUUGCCUGGACCACACUUUGAUCCACCUUCUAAAGAGCAAGUCAGAUCAAUGAUGCAGGAGUGUGACUUCAACCUUGAUGGAGAACUUGACCAUGAAGAAUUUGUGGAAUUCAUUCAACGGCUCACGACCGACACAUUAAUUGUUGUUAGUCAGGGACUGAUUGUCACUUUGGUUGUUGCUCCAACUGUUGCCAUGACGACAAAGAAGGCUACUGAGGGUGUUCCUGGUGUUGGGAAAGUGGUGCAGAAGUUACCCAAUUCGAUUUAUGCAUCCCUUGUGACCCUUGCCAUUGUUUUGUUUCAGACUUCGCGUGAAGAGGUUUAGUUGAGCACUCUAUCUUUUCUGUCAAAUUACCGUCUCCGUAUAUGAGAUUAUAUCUCAGUUUGUAUAGUAUGUCUUUCGAGUUGGCUUAACUAUCCGAAGACCAACAUUUCUGGAACUUCGUUAUAGAAUUAUUAAUUUGUGGUAAUGUCUAUAAUGAAAAUGUAAAUGAAGUUCUGGGAAA
Gossypium raimondii (Peruvian cotton) is the source of this 807-nucleotide messenger RNA. RefSeq lists its product as uncharacterized. Gene Ontology annotation, molecular function: calcium ion binding. The record is from RefSeq and is a predicted model, not a curated record. Lineage: Eukaryota; Viridiplantae; Streptophyta; Magnoliopsida; Malvales; Malvaceae. Bases 132 to 626 code for a protein of 164 amino acids. The transcript has 4 exons.